Diaporthe batatas is the source of this 1059-nucleotide messenger RNA. RefSeq lists its product as uncharacterized. Lineage: Eukaryota; Fungi; Ascomycota; Sordariomycetes; Diaporthales; Diaporthaceae. The record is from RefSeq and is a predicted model, not a curated record. Bases 1 to 1059 code for a protein of 352 amino acids. The transcript has a single exon.
AUGAGGCCCCUCCCUGGCCUCGCAGCAUUGGCUGCGAUAGCCAUGGCUAGCACCGAUGUCAUGGUGCCUCUCUAUGUCUACCCGGGGAAUACCACAUGGACAAACCCAAAUUGGAAGGCCGCCAUCGACGCCAUCAAGGAUAACCCAGACAUGCACUUUUACAUUAUAAUUAAUCCAAACAACGGGCCUCAGAACACCAGUGAUCCCUCCGGCUUCAACGAGGGCUACUGCAAUGUCGAGAAUGAUGACUACAUCCAACACGGCUGUAAUCGUGACUGGACCACACACCUGGCAGACAUCAGCAAACUCUCCAACGCCCAGACCAUUGGCUAUGUCUACACCAGGUAUGGCCAGCGGCCAGCCGACGAGGUCAAGGCCGACAUAUUAGAGUGGUCCAGGUGGGACAGGUCUCCCACUUGGGACGCCAACAAGGACGCCGACAUCUCCAUCCACGGGCUCUGGUUCGACGAGAUCGGCUCCUCCCCCGUCAACGCCUCGCUGUACCAGGAUCUCGUGACCUACGCGAACGAAACCUUCGAGGCCAAGGGCAAGGACAAGGGCAAGUACACCGUCGUCCUCAACGCCGGUCACGUCGUCGACCCGGACUACGAGGCUCAGCUCUUCAACAUGGCCUCGGCAGUCGUGACCAAGGAGACGUGUUAUACCACCGACCCGGACGCCGAGGACGUCUCCUGGGACUGCCCCAUGCCCUACACCCCGUUCGAGGCGGCAGACCUCACCACCGGCAACGGCAUGCCACACAACAGCGCCUUCCUGCCGCAGAGCGUCGUCAUCGUGCACCAGUUCCGCGGGCCGACCAACGCCUCGUUGCAGAUGCUCACAGACCAGAUUGACGGCGUCGUCGACCUCGGCUUUCACAGCACGUAUUUCACCAGCGGCAGCUGGCACAACACCACCCUGGAGCCUGCCACGAUCGGGAACGUCGCCAAGAUAUUGAGCGAGGCUAAUGAUGCUCCAAGGCUGGCUCAUUCUUCAACUUGGGCGGUAUGGGCAUCGUGGGCCUGUGCUUUCUUAGUAUACAGCCUCUUUAAUAUAUAA